This is a messenger RNA of Penicillium roqueforti, 5772 nucleotides long. Its product is annotated as putative gelsolin repeat protein. Gene Ontology annotation, molecular function: phosphatidylinositol-4,5-bisphosphate binding; actin filament binding. Lineage: Eukaryota; Fungi; Ascomycota; Eurotiomycetes; Eurotiales; Aspergillaceae. The transcript has 3 exons. Gene Ontology annotation, biological process: actin filament severing; barbed-end actin filament capping. The coding region runs from base 1 to 5772 and encodes 1923 amino acids. The record is from RefSeq and is a predicted model, not a curated record.
AUGGCUGCUCCCACCGAGAGUUCCGAGGAUGUCAAUGAUUUCCUUGAGCGCAUCCGGGAACUAGGCGACCGCCGUGACAAGGAAGACGACGAGCGGACCAAGAAACUAGAGGAGGAGAUCCUGCAGGGCCGGAAGGAAAGGCAAGCCCGGAGAGCUGGUCAACAAUGUGCUGAUAUCUGGAUGACUCAAAAAACAGAGCGUGCACGAUCACUCGCCCUCACCGACGAUUCAUCCACCCUCAAUAUCGCACGACUGAGCACUUCAUCUAUCAGCACCCGGUCGAUCGACCCUCCGGAACUCCUUGAGCCAACACUGAAAACACCGCAAACCCCAGGACCCGAGCCACCGAUCCCGAGCGUGGAUUCGAGUCAAGACAUGGAGCCCUCCGAUGCCGACAAGCGGCGGGGAUCAAUCCCGGAUCUCGGAUUGGAUCUCGGAUUGGAUUCUCCCUCGCGGACACGACUACCCAUGUCUCGCAACCGCGCAGGGACUUUGUCAUGGCAGCAACGCCCCUCCUCACGGGACUUCGGCAUGUCACCCGCUUCAACAUCCCCAACUCGCUCCCCAACUCGUGCAAGCCACCUGAGAAAUUUGUCUACGGCAUCGGAUGAGAAUACACUGUCUCAACUCCAAUUCGGAUUCCCGCAGCCCGGGAAGGAUGCCCCUGUGCUCCCUCCAUCACCGGACCGCGGGGCUGAAUCGGUAGCACACAGCGAGAAAGAGGAACAGAUGGAUAGCCAAACAGACGUGAUUGUGGAGCAUCAAGAGCCCGAGGUGGUUGAAGACCCAAAUCCCGAACUAGAUCAACAGGAAGCAGUAGAAGAGACAUCACCGUCGCCCCCGAGGACUGGUUCUCGUGAUAGCAACAUGAGCCAUCGCUUCUCUGUAUCGUCGGUUUCAGCCACUGGACUGGGGUCGCCAGUGCACCUGUCAGAGACUACGAAGCUCGAGCCUCGACAGAAUGAUUCCUCGUUGGAGGAGUCCAUGUCGCCGUCUCCUACCCAGCGGCGGAUGUCACCAGAGCGAACACGGUCGACCUCACCCACCAAGGGCCUGGGAGGCUUUGUUCAGAGUGCUAUGAUGAGAAGAUCAGAUAGUGUGUCAAAAAGGUGGAGUGCACAAACUCCACAGGGGCUUGGGCGGUCAAAUUCCAUUGUGUCAAACCGCAGCAGUGUGGCUGGUCCAAGUUUGAGUGAAAUGACCCCUCCAACUCUUGGACGAAUCAACCGUGACUCUACAACUCUCCUACAAAGACCAGGCUCCAGCCACAGCGAGGCAGCCACCGAGACACCCGAACGACCAACCACAGCGGAUAAAGACACUGUGAAUUUUGACAGCCCAGGAAAAUCAUUCCGACCUGGUCACUCUCGCUCUGCUAGCUCUGCCACCGCAGAAGGCAGUGAAUCUCAAAGUCCGUUUGUCUCGAAAACAAUGGACCCCAGGCGCUGGAGCCCCAACAAGGCUUCUUGGUUGGAGAGUGCCCUCAACCGACCCGAGCUACCACGACAAACCAGCAGACCCCCCUCGCAGCCCAACUGGGCCAAAGACCGACAGUCGAAAGGUAGCGUGGAUUUGGGACGAGUCAACAAUUUCAAGGAAGUCACCCCUCUCGGUUUGAUGCGAACACCUCCGCCAGGAACUCAUACAAAACUGCCUGGGCUCUCUGUUCCAUCGCUUCCAACAAGCCCUAUCAAAGAUGGUGUUCCAGAGUCUCCAAUAGGAUUCCCUCUGAAGAAGAUUGGUAUCCCUGGUCCAUCGGUUCCUACGACCCCUAUCAAGGAUCCUGAGUCUCCAAUAGGAUUUCCUCUGAAGAAAGUUGGUGUCUCAGGCUCAUCUCUUCACAGGAACUCCGUCUCAGAUCCUCCCUCGGAAUUCCCUUUCAAGAAGUCCGGUACCGCUGGAGGGUCAGUUAGCGGAAGCCCUGAAGGCAAGCUCAAAGAUGCAGCACCCGAGUCUCCCUUGGGAUUCCCCUUGAAAAAGCCCCUCAGUGCGGGUUCAUCACUUCACAGAAACUCCGUCUCAGAUCCUCCUUCGGAAUUUCCUUUCAAGAAAUCCGGCACCCCUGGAGGGUCAGUCAGUGGAAGCCCCGAAGGCAAGCUCAGAGAUGCAGUACCCGAGUCUCCCUUGGGAUUCCCUCUCAAGAAGCCCCUCAGUGCGGGUUCAUCACUUCAUAGGAAUUCCAUCUCAGAUCCUCCCUCGGAAUUCCCACUCAAGAGGCCCAGUGUCUCUGGUCACUCAGUUUCUGGAAGCAUUGCUACCGUUCCUGAAUCUCCGUCGGAGUUUUCAUCCAAGAAACACAGUAUCUCUGGUUCCUCAAUCCCUGGAACCCCCGAUGGCAAAUCGAAGGAGAUAGUUCCACAAUCUCCGUCAGUUCUCGGUGGCCCUGACGCUGGACAAACAGAAGAGGAAACCCCAGCUUCUCCAUCGCCUGUCGAGGAACCUCUCAAUGCCCUGUCAAGCGAUGCACCAACGGAGGAACCCAAGUCUGCUUCUCCCGCUGAAACUGAGAAUGAGUCGCAAGAACUACCUGCAUCUGAAGAGUCCGAGCCUCAAUCUACUCCCACUCGCAGGGACCCUCCCGACUCUUUGAGCCCCAAACCAAACUUUUCCAUCUCUACUUCUUCGCGGGUGCCCAUUUCACCCAUGGUGAAGCCACAGUCUCCCGUGCUGGACUUCCGAGCAAACCUGCGGAAACGAGAAGUCGUCAAAGACAACGGAGAGGACAAAGAACCAGAAUUUAAAAAUGUAUUUGGACGCCUCAAAAAGACUGAACCUCGCAGCUACGUUCCCCCUGAUGCGCUCAAGGGCAAUAUCCUACUAGGCAAAGCUGCGCUGAAUAACACCGGCGGACCAAAGAAGACCGAGCGAGUUGAUGAAUUUAGGAAGAGCCUUGUGGUGCGCAAAGAUGAAAUGAAAGCCGGCGGGGGCUCCAUCAGACGGAAUACAGCUGGAGAGCAGGAUGCGCCACCAAGACAGACUGAGUUCGUACCAGAAGCAAUUGCUAUGCGACAAAAUAUGACCCGGGCAAACAGCAUCAAGCAGCCACUUGUGGGUGAGCCGGUAUCGCCUACUAAAAGCUUUGCUUCUCGAAUUUCGCAGGACAGACCAUUGUCGUCCCCGAAGUCAUCUAUCAAAGGCAUCGGUUCAUCGCGAGCUUCUCAGGAACAAGAACCAUUGUCGCCAUAUGCUGCCGAUGAUGAGCCGACAUCUCCCGCUAAAAGCUUUGCUUCUCGUGCUUCGGACAAACCAUUGUCGUCCCCGAAUUCAUCUUUCAAGGGAAUAGUUUCAUCGCGAGCUUCUCGGGAACAACAACCGUUGUCGCCAUUCCCUGCUAAUGAUGAGCCGGGCUGGCCCUUGAAAGACACCAGUUCCUCGCGUACAUCUCAACAAUCACAGCCGUUCUCACCGUUCCCUGCCGAUGAUCCCAGCGAUGAGCCAGGGGAGACAAUCCCCGCGGCGAGCGACUACAAGCAAACCCCCGAGGUGGUAUCUUCAGUGAAACAGGAGGAAACCCCAAAAGCCGUUGCACCAAUUGAGCCUAGCAUAGUGAAGAUGCAGGAACCCUCAGUCAGGACACUCCGCCCAGUUCGUCAAUGGCCACCGGCACCUGUUGCAGAGGCUACUGCGACUCCAACUCUAGCACCUAAAAGCAAAUUGGCGGGCCGAAUCAACCCUGCGCUAGCUGGCCUACUUUCUCGUGGCGCGCCUGCCGGUGACGGACCGAAGAAGCAACUGGCAACCCCUGUCUCAGCGCCGAGUAACCCUGCCUCGCCAUCUGCGCCUCUCACGCACGUCACAAAGGGUCGUGCCAGAGGCCCGAAGAGACGACUUCCCCAGACAAUUGAUGUCUCGACCCCGCCCGCUCGGAAUGCUAUUAAGGAGGUUGGUGCUAUUUCCUAUGAAGCCACCCCGCCAGAGACUCCUACAAUCCCUGUUGAGUCCUUGGACAUCGAUUCGGAGUACCUGUCGCAGUCUGAUGAAGACCCAGUUCCUGACAUCAAAACCCCCCGUGCAGACAGCGCAGUCACCGAGCAAUUUCCGGAGGUAAACACUCCUCCCCAGGAUACCCUUGAACGCGAUACGCCCACACCCGAAAGUAAUUUCCAGCGCGCUCUCCAGACCCCUUCCCUAACAACGAAUUUCGACAUGUUUCCCUCCGCCAAUCUUGAGGCGACACCCAGGGAACCCGAAAGCCCUGGAGAGGUGAGUCCAUCUAGCGGACCACCCGUCCCGCCGAAGUUUGAUUCUCCCGUCUCCCCCUUGCCUGUAACGACAAAGACACAAUGGGGCCAGCAAAACCGGUUUACGUCCUCAUCACCGUACGCUCUCCUAACAAGCCAGAAAGUGAACCAAAUAGAAUCACCUAUGAGUCAGGAGAAGAGCAUCCCCGAUGUUACCGUCGAGUCAUCACGCAGUUCCGUCUCACGGCCCUUGAGCCAUCCCUCCCCGCCAGUACCUCCUAAAGACGAUGAUGUUAUGCUCCAUAAGCCACCCAAUCCGCGCAGACUUUCAAGAAAGAUGUCCGCUCCAUCACUAGUGGCGCAAGCUAGUGAGGCACGUGAGGUAAUUGCGGGCUUCUUCAAGACAAUCCCUAACGCUCGAAACCGCAUGGACAUUGAUCCCCAGCUGAUGGUAAUGCGUAAGCCGGAUGAUGUUAAGAUCAGGACCGUGAAGCUACAUAUCUGGGAGCUCACAGGUGAUGGGAGGCGUCAGGAACUUCCUUCCCACCUGGAGUACAUUCUAUACCAAGGCAGCAUGUAUCUCUGCGUGCAUACAUUCGAGACCGAACGAGGCAACGUUUCGGAAGUAUACCUUUGGCGUGGAGACGAUGUCCCCGACGCCUCGGUGGAUAAUGAACAGCCGUUUGCACGCAAAGUCGCUCGUGAAAAUAGCUCCAAGUUGCAAAUCAUUCGACAAGGCAAUGAGCCCAGGCGGUUCAUCCAAGCGCUUGGUGGCAUUAUGAUCACGCGUCGGGGAUCCAGCUCCCGCCACAAUUCAUCGGCUCUUUACAUGCUUUGUGGCCGGAAACACUUGGGCGAGAUGACCUUCGAUGAAGUGGAUUACUCGCUGCGCAAUCUCUGCUCUGGUUUCCCUUACGUUGUCUCUGCUCCGUUUGGCAAGCUCUACCUAUGGAAGGGCAAAGGUAGUGGCCCUGAAGAGACCGGUGCAGCCCGACUUAUCGGCAUGGACCUAGGUCUGACCGGAGAGUUUGAAGAAGUCACCGAGGGUGAAGAACCCGACGAUUUCUUCGAUGUCUUCGCAGGGCCCAGGGAGGCCGCACCGCACAUGUGCCAGGAUUACUGGAAGCUCAAGCCGAAGUACAACCACUUCGGCAUGCGUCUCCUCCGCGUCGACCACGAAGUGAACCCGCCAACUCGUUUCUGGAAUAUCCGCCGUCCGGGCGCAGGUGCACCAGUGGUUAAUGCCAACGAUUGCGUUCAAGAAAUAGAGCCAUUCUGCUACCGAGACAUUGUCGAGAAAGAUGUUUACGUUCUGGACACCUUCUUUGAGAUCUACGUUAUUGUUGGCGAGCAAGCCUCACAGAAGUCUGCCGAUUUCGCCUCGGCGGUGGUCUUCGCGCAUGAAUAUGGUAUUCUUGCCACAUCCCUCCAGGACCGACCAUUCAUCCCCAAGAGUUACGUGGCCCUCGGCGGCAUCCCCGACCGCUGCCAAAGCGCAUUCCGCAAAUGGAACCCACGUGCCCAGCAUGCGCCUUUCGUGUUCUCUCUGGAUGUUGUUAUCGAGGCGAUUCGAUCACCAGAGGAGAAUUGA